This is a messenger RNA of Amoebophrya sp. A120, 841 nucleotides long. The record is from the annotation of a GenBank genome assembly. NCBI's taxonomy places the organism in Eukaryota, Dinophyceae, Syndiniales, Amoebophryaceae.
AUGCGAAAAACAAAGCUCAUGCUUGAGCGCAUGAGAAGCAAAGGCUUCAAUAGCAAGGCCUCCUCGCGAUGCCGCACAGGAAGUUUUGCUGGCGUUUUUUUUUUGAAAGUAUGCUCCAUCUGGAUGGAAGGCGAUCCAAAGCGGCAGCCAAAGUCCAUCGUGGUCGCAAGAGCUCAAAAUCGAAGAAUUUACUUUAUUGAGUACAACAGAUACAAUUUGUUGUUUUUCACUUUUCACUAUACGCUGUAUACCUCCGAGACAAAGUUUCUAAUUUUCGAGUCGUGGCAAAAAAUAAGAACCAGGCAAUGCAGUUUUCGAAUCAUUUCCAGCUUUCUUCAUCAGAUGUAAAAUACUACAAUAAGGACCACGGGAAAUUGGCAGCCACACGGCCACGGCUGUGUCCUGUCCGGCGGCAGUUUUUCUAUAUUUCCGGUCGUUAGUAGAGAUCUUCAAGAACGCGGCAUGUUUCUCAUGUACAAUUCUAUUCCCAUGAUUUUGAUUAUUCCGAUAUUUGGUGAUAAAGUGCGAUGCUGAAUACUCAAAUAAGGAUCUUAUUAGAACUACGAGGGCGGCGCAGCGCGGUCGGCAAGGAAUAUAAAGUUGCUCGCGCAAGAGGGCCUUCUUGGCCGCCACAGGGGUUGAGUUUUUUAAAAAUGAACAAUGGUAGUAUGGACUUUAUUUCUAAGUACAAAAUUACGCUAUUCCAACCAGUUUGUACAAGUAAAGUUGCGAGGAAGAAAUAGAUUAAAAAGGAACAGGAGAUGAAUUAUGCCAGUGUCCUCCGCCGGGAAAAAAGCGGAGGGGCACGAGUUCUUGACCCAUCAUGUCCUUUGCUUUUCCG